AUGUCUUUAAUCAGCAGUAAAACCACGAUAAAAAGGCAAGUAAGGGCCUUCAUCCUUGUUUUUUUCUUUGACGUUGCUGUCUGUCAGAUACGUUACUCCGUUCUAGAGGAGAUGAGAAAGGGCUCCUUUGUGGGAAAUGUAGCUGAAGAUUUAGGCAUCGACGCUACAAGACUGGUAUCAGGCGGUGCCCGGAUUGUUAGCAGCGAUAGCAGCGAGUAUAUAAGACUGGAUAUAGACAAAGGGAAUCUUGUGGUGGGGGAAAGGAUAGACAGAGAGCAGCUCUGCGGGCAGACAUCGCCCUGUAGCCUGAAUUUUGAAAUGAUAAUGAUGAAUCCAAUGCAAUUACAUAGCGUCGUAGUGGAAGUGUUGGAUGUUAAUGAUAAUGCCCCUGUGUUUCACGAGAAAGAAGUGCAUGUCGAAAUAGUAGAAUCUGCUCUCCCAGGGACAGAAAUAUUACAGGAGAGUGCUACAGACCCUGACGUUGGCAUUAACGCCUUACACGGCUAUAUAUUACACCCAACAACGCAUUUCAAUAUCAAAGUCAUGUCAAGCCCAAAUGGUCACAAAUAUGCUCAGCUGUAUCUUUCUAAUGCUUUAGACCGCGAGAAAGAGAAGAAGCUGCUCCUCACAUUGACUGCUGUGGACGGCGGUGAGCCACAACGAACAGGGACACUGAAAAUACAUGUAACUGUGCGAGACACUAAUGACAAUGCUCCGGUUUUUACGCAAUCAUUAUUUAAGGCGACCGUCAAAGAAAAUGUUCCAAAGGGAACUUUAGUGCUGAGCGUGAGCGCAACGGAUGCAGAUGAAGGAAUGAAUGGCCAUGUUACAUAUCACUUUAAUCGUAUGUCAGGUAAUGUAGCUGAACUAUUUAAUCUAGAUGAAAACAGCGGAGAUUUAACUGUAAACGGUGCCAUCGAUUAUGAAGAAAAUAAAAUAGUUGAGAUUGGUGUGCAGGCGAAAGACCAAGGCGGACAAAGUACAUCAACUAAAGUAAUAAUUGAGGUUACGGAUGUAAAUGACAACCCCCCUGUAAUAACACUGACCUCGUUUUCCAAUGCUAUUGCAGAGGAUUCUCCCAGUGAGACUACUGUGGCAAUCAUCAACGUGAAAGAUCUAGAUUCCGGCAAAAAUGGCAGAGUAGACUGCUCAAUUAAUGGCAAUAUCCCGUUUGCAAUCCACUCAUCUCUAAAGAAUUAUUACACUCUGGUAACAAACGGCGUCCUUGACAGGGAACGUGAUCCUGAAUACAACAUCACUUUCACAGCCGUAGAUGAAGGGAGCCCACCACUGUCAACUAACAAGACAAUAACACUCCGAAUAUCUGACGUCAAUGAUAAUGCUCCCGUGUUUGAACAGAGUUAUUAUGAGGCUAAUAUCAUGGAGAAUAACUCACCAGGAUUGUCUGUGUUCUCUGUGAAAGCGCACGACUUGGACUCCGGCCCAAACGCUCGUGUGUCUUAUCUGCUUAUUGAAAGUCAUUUGAAUGGUAACCCCAUAUCAACCUAUAUAUCCGUUAACGCAGGAGACGGAGUUAUACAGGCGAUUCGAUCAUUUGAUUUUGAGCAAAUAAAAACUAUAAAUAUAUUUGUCAAAGCGCAAGAUGGAGGCUCCCCUCCUCUAAGCAGCAACACCACAGUUAAAAUAAAUAUUCAAGACCAGAACGACAACCCCCCUCAGGUUCUGUACCCGGUCCAGACUGGAGGCUCAGUGGUGGCUGAGAUGGUUCCUCGUGCAGCAGAUGUGGGCUAUCUGGUGUCUAAAGUGGUGGCUGUUGAUGUGGACUCUGGACAGAAUGCCUGGUUGUCGUAUAAACUGCAGAAAGCCACAGACAGGGCGCUGUUUGAAGUGGGCUUACAGAAUGGAGAAAUCAGAACUAUCCGCCAAGUGAGUGAUAAAGAUGCUGUGAAACAAAGACUGACUGUUAUAGUGGAGGACAACGGGCAGCCGUCUCGUUCAGCUACAGUCAUUGUGAACGUGGCGGUGGCGGACAGCUUCCCUGAAGUGCUGUCAGAGUUCACUGACUUUACCCACGACAAGGAAUACAAUGAUAACCUGACUUUUUACUUAGUGCUGGCUCUGGCUGUAGUGUCCUUCCUCUUCAUCACGUGUUUGGUGGUUAUCAUAUCAGUGAAAAUCUACAGAUGGAGACAGUCUCGCGUCACGUAUCACUCCAAUCUUCCUGUGAUUCCAUAUUAUCCACCACGUUACUCAGACACUAUGGGCACAGGGACUCUGCCACACGUGUACAAUUACGAGGUGUGCAGGACGACUGACUCCAGAAGGAGUGACUGUAAGUUCGGCAUAGCUGGGAGUCAGAACGUGCUGAUAAUGGACCCCAGCUCUACAGGGACCAUGCAGCGGAUACAGAGUGAGAAGAGCAUCCUGGAUGAACCAGACUCUCCUUUGGAGGUGAGGCCUUUGAGAAAAUGA
Notolabrus celidotus (New Zealand spotty) is the source of this 2433-nucleotide messenger RNA. Its product is annotated as protocadherin gamma-A5-like. NCBI's taxonomy places the organism in Eukaryota, Metazoa, Chordata, Actinopteri, Labriformes, Labridae. The record is from RefSeq and is a predicted model, not a curated record. The transcript has a single exon. The coding region runs from base 1 to 2433 and encodes 810 amino acids. Gene Ontology annotation, molecular function: calcium ion binding. Gene Ontology annotation, biological process: homophilic cell-cell adhesion. Gene Ontology annotation, cellular component: plasma membrane.